AGAGCUCUCUUGUUUAUUCAUCACGCCAGCUCUUCUCCCCUCCUUUCCUUUCCUCUCCCCUCCCUCCCUCUUGCUUUCACACAACGGCCGCCGUCCGUCGUUCCAAUCGCUUCUUCUUCCUUCCGCUCAAAAACCACCACCAGUCUCGCCACCAUAAACCCGUUUUGGAACCAGGGAUGAGGUCCUUAAAGCACCUGAAGCCUCACAGCAGGAGGAGUGUGGAGGAGGCGAGCCGGCGCCUGGGUAGAUGUGAGCCCAAGGUAAUGGCCAGGCUGGUGGACACAGGCACACAAACAGAUCCAGUCGUUGUGCUGUCCUUGGCCCAGGCUGCCGUGCUAGGUCUCAUCUCGCAGAAUGAAGUCUUCGGCGCAACCAUCGCACCCAACGGCUUCUACACUGGUGAGCCCAAAGAGUCGCCCGCGCAACCAGUAGACGGAGUGGACUACGAGUACGCAGACCAGCUUAUCGGUGCAAACGGAGAUUACCUUGGGGAUAAUUUAGCGGAGGACGGACAGAUGCAACCCAGCUGCAGUCAAAGAAGGUGGCAGCAGGGGCCACCUCAGCACCCUGAUGUUAAAAUGGUCAUCCCUGAUCGCCAUGCCCUCCAAGGCGGUGACGGCACUGUGUCUCACAUCAAAGGGGAAGUGGUGAACUCGGUCAUGACCUCAUGUGUUCACAUGCUUAACAAUAUGGCUCCCAGGGGGGGGUUGGUUCAAGUGGACCCGGCCACCCUGAGAGGAACCAACAAGAACUGUUCAGAGUGUGAGCGAGAGGCCUCCAACCAGCAGCAAGCCAGCACCCACGUCCACCCUCCUCCCACCCAGGUGGCCCACCGAGGAGGGGAGCACAGAGGACUGCAGGGCCAGCGUCCCCUGGGGGGCCACAGUCGAGGUGUCAGCGAGGGUGAGGAGGAGGUAGAUCACCAGGGCAACAACGUGAUGAAGCCUAACCAGCAAGAUGAAGCCAUCAGCAGCUACUUCCAGACCAGCGAAGUGGGUAGCUACGACUCGGGGGAAAUGUCCAUGGGGCCCGAGUACGAAGACGGCAGCCAGAACAUGAUGUGGACGGACGGUAACGGCGGCGGAGGUGGGCAGCACCAGCAGCCUCAGCCUCCGCAGCCCCCCCGGCGACACGGCGGCCGCAGGGUGGACCGCCUGGACAUCAACAUCCAGAUCGACGAGUCAUACUGCGUGGACGUGGGCGACGGAUUGAAGCGCUGGAAGUGUCGCAUGUGCGACAAGUCGUACACGUCAAAAUACAAUCUCGUCACGCAUAUUCUGGGCCACAACGGCAUCAAGCCGCACGCCUGCCCCCACUGCGGCAAACUCUUCAAGCAGCCUAGCCACCUCCAGACCCACCUACUGACCCACCAGGGCACGCGGCCGCACAAGUGCACCGUGUGCAAGAAGGGCUUCACGCAGACCAGCCACCUGAAGCGCCAUAUGCUGCAGCACACCGACGUCAAGCCGUACAGCUGCCGCUUCUGCCGCCGCGGUUUUGCCUACCCCAGUGAGCUGCGCGCGCACGAGGUCAAGCACGAGCGCGGCCGCUGCCAUGUGUGCUCGCAAUGCGGCCUGGAGUUCCCCACUUACGCCCACCUUAAGCGCCACCAGACUAGCCACCAGGGGCCUCACACCUUCCAGUGCACCGAGUGCAACAAGUCAUUUGCCUACCGCAGUCAGCUCCAGAAUCACCUGCUGAAGCACCAGAGUCCCAGACCUUACACCUGCUCCCAGUGUGGCUUGGAGUUUGUGCAGCUGCACCACCUACGCCAGCACUCGCUAACCCAUAAGGGCAUGAAAGGGCACAAGUGCGAGGUGUGCUCCCGUGAGUUCACGCUGUCGGCCAACCUCAAGAGACACAUGCUGAUCCACAACAGUGUGCGGCCCUUCCAGUGUCACGUGUGCUUCAAGAGCUUCAUCCAGAAGCAGACGCUCAAAACCCACAUGAUUGUCCACCUGCCCGUCAAGCCCUUUAAAUGCAAGGUGUGUGGCAAGUCAUUCAACAGAAUGUACAACCUGCUGGGCCACAUGCAUCUACACGCUGGCAGUAAACCCUUCAAGUGUCCCUACUGCACCAGCAAGUUCAAUCUAAAGGGGAACCUAAGCAGGCACAUGAAGGUCAAGCACGGCAUGGAUGUGUCACCUGAAGGACAAGUACUUCCUGAAAUGGAGAGCCAGGCAGAUUAUGAAGGCCAGAACUUCAGCUUCACGUCGGCGGACAACAUGGACAAUAGCGGCUCGCAAAACCUCACCAAGUUGACCACAGCCAACAUGGACGACAUGGAGGAGUACUACAACUUUGGCAAGGACACCAACACCUACACCACACCCUGAGUGGACACAACGGUGUGGGGUGGGUGGGUGUUGGGGCCAGCUUUGACUUUGACUUUGAGCUGCUCAUUUUUGGGACGCCAGUGACUCAUGCCUUGUAUGUUGUUUGUGGAUUUGUUACAAAAAAAAAAAAAAAACAAGAAAAAAAGUUCCACAUCCAUCAGUAACAUUUGAUGUGAUUCAUGUCAUGCACAAGCAACCCUUAUUGUUUGGACUGAAACGGCUAUGUACUCACUCUAUAUAGUAUAUAUAAAUACCGUGUUUAAUACAUAGUCCCCACUUAUUCAGAGGUUUGAACGCACUUACUUAACAUUACAGUUCUUAUGUGCACUUCUUUCAAUGCAUUUCCACCGCAACUUCCAGGAAGUAUUUCUUGACACUUGGAACUGAACGGAUCCAAUCGGAAAUAUUCGCCACACCCCAAAGGUUCCUAGACCUCUUGAAAUUACUAGUCAUCAUCUUUUGUCAGGCCCUGGUACCAAAUGAAGGCAAUAGUGGUCCUCACUAUUUGAUUAAUUCCUGCAGUCAAAAUCUGUAAACAGGCCUUUCUUUCAUUAUAGCGCUCCCUUUUUGUUCUCCUCUUCUUCCCUUUGGUCCACCCGUUAGAUCUUAGCCCCCCCGCCCCUUACUUUUGAGAGGCCCAGGAAUCUUCGUGGUGUGGGGACUGAAGUACAAAUACUUUCAGCACCCUCCCCACCACACCAUUCAGCCUUUCACUCCAAAAAGGUUUAUAUGCGGUUUAGAUUAACAUGAACAAUAUAACCUUUUUUAUUUUCGUUUUUUUUUUUUUUUUUUUUAACAUUUUGAAUAAUUGCGCAAACAUGAUGCGAAGAUUUUGGUGAAAAUUUUUUUUCCCCUGUUUUAAAGAAGGUGAUCUUCAGUGGGCUGGAGGAAAGGAGAUUGUCAUAAGCACCGGCAAUAUGAUUUAUUUUAUUGUAAACUUUGCAGUUUGGAGCCAUUUUGGGAAGUCGGUUUUCAGCUGACCGGUUUUCACUUUACUUUCUGUUCAAUUCAAAUUCAAAAGACACAUAUUUGAUUGAAAAGCUCCUAAAGUGUAGAUUGUGUACAUAUUAAAAAAAAGUGACUUAAAAGUGGACUGUGGAAGGUCCUGCUUAUAUUGACGAUUCGGUUGUGGAGAGGUGGGCUCCCCCUGUCCUGCCAUGCAGGUCAGUCAGUCUUGAUAUGCACACUCAACCACAGCAACGGUCGACUACUUAAGUGUUUCCCAACCUUGAUUGACCCAAGACACCUAUUUUACGUUCGAGGAUCUCAGUUUAUUUAAAUAUGUACUCCAUGUGAAAUCUGGGCCUGUUCAACAAAACGAUGAUAGUGUUAACUCGCAGGAAGCCAUGACUUAUUCUGUUGUACAAUAUGCCUAAAAGUGAUGAUAUGGUCAAAAUACUGCACACGGUGUAGGGCCACCAUGGUUGGGACUCACUGGAUUAGUUGAUGAGGAACUAAAACGUCAUGGAACGUGACCAUGGAUUAUUUAAUAAUAAUAAUAAUAAAAAAAAAUCUCUAGUUUAAA
Molecule: messenger RNA, 3861 nt
Organism: Phyllopteryx taeniolatus (common seadragon)
Lineage: Eukaryota; Metazoa; Chordata; Actinopteri; Syngnathiformes; Syngnathidae
Product: zinc finger protein 710-like
Exons: 6
Coding region: 177-2336 (719 amino acids)
Source: RefSeq, a predicted model, not a curated record